Molecule: messenger RNA, 717 nt
Organism: Adineta ricciae
Lineage: Eukaryota; Metazoa; Rotifera; Eurotatoria; Adinetida; Adinetidae
Source: the annotation of a GenBank genome assembly
AUGACACCUACUCGUUUUACCGAUUUACCUAAUGAACUUGUGUUAAUCAUAUGGAUGCAUUUAACUCAUCCUGAAACAAUUCGAAGUUUUAGUUUGAUCAAAUCUCAACGAUACAAUCAACUAUUACAAAGUUAUUGUUACAAGACAAUUGAUUUCUACACGACAACACUUUCAACAUUUCAACUCUGUUGUACUCGAUUCUUAGAUCAAUUUCGCUUCAAUGUACAAAUUUUGAAACUGGGUCAUCGAGAUUCGUUUUCCCAGAUUCGCCUUUUCUCUCAUUAUUGUCUCAGUUCUUCAUCACUUCGUGAUAUAUUUCCUCGAGUGCACACAGUUGUGUUGCGCAAUGUUCACGAUUCAGAUGCCAAUGAUGUUUCGCCAUAUCUCUCAACAAUUCCAUAUCUCGAUCAAUUAACAUUGCAUAAAUGUCCAUUGGACAAAAUAUCUCUUCUCCUUUGUGAACAUAUCUUUAGCAACUCAGCGCAACAUCGAUUGAAGAGCUGUACAAUGAGUCACUGUGAUACCAAAGAUGGUUUAUUUCUUAGUGAACCUCUUCUGUCAUCAUAUCAACCUCAUCAUUUUCUCACAUAUCUUAAAAUUCACGUUCGAAACUUGGCUACACUGAAAUAUUUGUUGAUGUUUCUUCCGAACUUAACGACACUUGGUGAGGUUCUCAAAUAUGCUACAGUAACUCUAGAAAUGUGUUGUUUUCACUGA